Messenger RNA from Panicum hallii, 2061 nucleotides. Its product is annotated as luc7-like protein 3. Gene Ontology annotation, cellular component: U2-type prespliceosome; U1 snRNP. The record is from RefSeq and is a predicted model, not a curated record. The transcript is spliced from 7 exons. NCBI's taxonomy places the organism in Eukaryota, Viridiplantae, Streptophyta, Magnoliopsida, Poales, Poaceae. Gene Ontology annotation, biological process: mRNA splice site recognition. Gene Ontology annotation, molecular function: mRNA binding. The coding region runs from base 142 to 1200 and encodes 352 amino acids.
CCGCUAGGGUUCUCCCUGUUUCCCUGUCUGUUCCUAUUUGGACGACAACCCCCGAAUCCAAACCCACCCAAGAAGAAAGGGGAAAGCAAAGAAGGUGCCUGGAGGCUAGGGUUUCUCGACGGCUCCACCGCCCUCUCCGCCAUGGACGCGCAGCGAGCUCUCCUCGACGAGCUCAUGGGCACAGCCCGCAACUUGACGGAUGAGGAGAAGAAGGGGCACAAGGAGCUGAAGUGGGACGAUCCCGACGUGUGCGCCCCCUACAUGGCCCGGUUCUGCCCCCACGACCUCUUCGUCAACACCAAGAGCAACCUCGGGCCGUGCUUGAGGAUCCAUGAUCCGAAGCUCAAGGAGAGCUUUGAGAAGUCUCCCAGGCAUGAUAGCUAUAUGCGAAAGUUUGAGGCAGAGCUUGCACAACAAUGUGAGAAAUUGGUAAUGGAUUUGGAUAGAAAAAUAAGGCGUGGUCGAGAAAGGUUGGCUCAAGAUUCUGCUGUGCCAAUGCCAAUACCUGGAAAAAUAGCUGAGCAGCUCUCAGCGCGAGAAGAACAGGUGAAGAAGCUGCUGGAGCAAAUUGAGGAGCUUGGUGAGGCUGGUAAAGUGGAUGAAGCUGAGGCACUUAUGAGGAGGGUUGACAUUCUAAACGCUGAGAAGACAGCUUUAGCUAACCAAGCUGACAACAAAGUGGCCAUGCUUGAGAAGAAGAUGGAACUUUGCGAAACAUGUGGAUCAUUCUUAGUUUCUGAUGAUGCUCUUGAGAGGACGCAGUCCCAUGUGACUGGGAAACAGCACAUCGGUUAUGGCAUGGUUAGAGAUUUCCUGAUGGAAUACAAGGCUGCAAAAGAGAAGGCAAAAGAGGAAGAGAGGCUUGCAAGGGAGCAGAAAGCAGAGGAACGUCGGAAACAGAGGGGCAAAGAGUAUGAUAGUGGGGGCAGGGACAGUGGUACCCGGAGGGAGAGGUCUGGCGAUCGUGACUAUGACCGUGAUCGUCAGUAUGAGCGAAGCCGUGGAAGAGAUAGGCCCUAUGAUCACAGAGAUAGAGGAUCAGAAUAUCGAAGCAAUUCCUACAGAAAUGGGAGGGAUUCCGAAAGAGGCGGGCAUAGAUACAGGAGUGGUGAUAUGACAAACGACCGAGGGAGAAUACGGAGCAGGUCACGUUCUCCAAGCAGGCAUGGCUAUGGAAGGUCUGGAAGUCCAGAUCAUUAGCUGAACAUUUAGAUAGUUUUAUUCACAGUUGGGACUCAUGAGGUAGACCGUUCCCUUUUGCUAUUUAUUACUGUACAAUGGGUUUUAUUGAAGUGUCGCACUUGUUUAAGUCUCUGCUCUGCUGUAACAGCUCUGUUGGAACCCUACAGUCUUCCUUUUUACAUGGGAAAAAAAAUCUCAGGUAGGUAUCGAUUGUCCUUCCAACAAUUUUGCUGAAGCUUUUGUUUUGAUAUUUGGAACCGGAAGUUAUUAACUAAAAGAUGAAAAUUAGUGCAAUGAGACAAGUACUGGACUUCAUUUUGGAUGCUGAUGUUUACAGCGUAUGGCAGGUAACCUUGAACAUUAAUGUUUUCAUAUUACACAACUUUUUAUUCCCCUCAUAACUUUGCUAGAAACCUUUUUAGUUUUGCUCAGUUGUGAUUGGUCACUCGUUGCCUUAGAUUUUUACACCACUCAUGUCAGGUACCUGUUUCUGCCAAAGAUUAUGUAUGAUUGUGAUUUUUGUAGCUAUAAUUGUUAUGAACUAGUGUUGUCUUGAGGAAGAACAGUCCGACGAAAUGAUCAAGGAUCAAUUCUAAUCACCGACAUAUUCUUUUUGAAACCUUGUAGUAGCUCUACAAGAGAUCAGGUUUGGCUUGUACAUAACCCCUGCUAAGAACCACCAGGAUUGGAGGGUUCUUGACUGUCUGGUUAUUGGCUCCAAGUCUAGCUCAAAGAAGGCUCUGUCUCCACCCACACAUAAUAUUAGAUAGACUUCCGACAGUUGUAGGGGCCUGUAAUUGGUAUGCUAUUAUUGUAUUCUGAAUAUGCAAUACUACUAUAUGAUCUGCUUGGGCGUCUCUGACAAGUUACUCUUUGGAU